Messenger RNA from Staurois parvus, 576 nucleotides. Lineage: Eukaryota; Metazoa; Chordata; Amphibia; Anura; Ranidae. The record is from the annotation of a GenBank genome assembly.
AGCUGUGUCCAAUCACAGCUGAUCACAUGGGACAUGUACGCUGAUCAUCAGAGCAUUGAUGAUCAGUGUGCCCUGAUGAUCAGUGUAGCCCCAGCAGCGCCACCUGUCAGUGUCCAUCAGUGCCACGUGCCCAUCAUUCCAUCAGUGCCACGUGCCCAUCAGUGCCACAUCAAUGCCACAUAUCAGUGCCCAUCUGAGCUUCCUUUCAGUGUCACCCAUCAGUGCCACCUAUCAAUGCCAAUCAGUGCCUCCUAUCAGUGCUGCCAAUCAGAGCCACCUAUUAGUGCCGCCUAUCAGUGCCAGUCAGUGCCACCUAACAGUGCCAGUCAGUGCCGCCUUUCAGUGCCCAUCAGUGAUGCCAGUCAAUGCCCAUCAGUGCCACUACCAGUGCCUCCUCAUCAGUGCCACCUAUCAGUGUCCAUCAGUGCAGCCUAUCAGUGCCCAUCACUGCAGCCUCAUUAGCGCACAUCAGUGAAGGAGAAAAAUCACUUAUUUACAAAAUUUUAAACCAAAAACUAAGAAAAAACUUUUUUUUUUCAAAAUUUUCAGUGUUUUUGGUUUGUUUAAGAAAAAAUA